AUGGGUGUGAACGGCCUCUGGACAGUUGUGCAACCAUGCGCUCGACCGACGAACCUAGCGACUCUCAAUCGUAAGCGGCUUGCAGUAGAUGCCUCAAUUUGGAUCUACCAAUUCCUUAAAGCUGUGCGCGACAAGGAGGGAAAUGCUUUGCGCAAUUCCCAUGUCGUUGGUUUCUUUCGUCGCAUAUGCAAGCUCCUAUGGUUCGGUAUUCAACCAGUUUUUGUCUUUGAUGGCGGUGCCCCUGUACUCAAGCGACAGACAAUCCAACAUCGGAAGCGGAGACGUGAAGGUCGUCGCGAAGAUGCUGUUCGAACCGCUGGCAAGCUCUUGGCUGUGCAGAUGCAGCGAAUCGCGGAAGAGGACCAAGAUCGCAGGCGAAGAGACCGUGAACGCGAUAUAUCAGCUAGGGAGGAAGAGCAACAGGAGGUGAUUCCCGAAGCUAGCCAGCUCGUAUACGACGAUGAGGCUCUCCUGUCACAGCAGGAACGACAGAAGGGAAGGACAUUCCGAAAACAAGAUGCAUACCACCUACCUGACCUCGACGGAGGUGGUAUCGCAGCAAUGGGGAAGCCUGAUGAUCCGCGAAUCAUGAGCGUAGAGGAACUGGAAGAAUACGCCCGACAGUUCCACGAAGGAGAAGACAUCAAUCUUUACGACUUUAGCAAGAUCGAUUUCGAUGGCGAGUUUUUCAAAAGUCUUCCCGCCGCCGAUCGAUACAAUAUUCUUAAUGCAGCGAGGCUCCGAAGUCGAUUGAGAAUGGGCCUUAGUAAGGAACAAUUGGAAGAAAUGUUCCCAGAUCGCAUGGCAUUCUCCAAAUUUCAAAUCGACAGAGUCAAGGAGCGCAACCACCUCACCCAACGUCUCAUGUACGAAGUGGGUAUGACGGGUACUGACCUCACUCUUGGAGUCAAUGCAAGAGUCGCUGGAGAAAAGAACCGCGAGUACAUCCUUGUAAAAAACGAUGGUGCAGAAGGAGGAUGGGCCCUGGGUGUGGUUAGCAGAGAUAAAGAUGUUGGUGAAGCACACAAACCCAUUGACGUGGAUGCCAUCCAAGUUCAAUACCAGUCCAAAGAAGACGAAGAUGAAGAUGAGGAUUUCGAGGACGUCCCUAUUGAAGGUCUUAAUCGAUUGCCAAAGCCUUCUGCCUCGCAGAUAGCUAGCUAUCAAGCAGCUCAAGACGCAGCGACAAGACGUCGACAAUUCUACAGUGGCCAUCGGAAGGAAUCAACAGAGCAGGAAGAGGGAUCGCUCUUUGUUGGCGAUAAUGUCGAAAAUACAGAUAAUUUAUUCCAGGAACCACUGGAAGACGAGCUGCAUGCCGAUGAGGAGGAUGAUCUCAACCGCGCAAUCGCCAUGUCACUCCAAAAACAGCAUGGGGUUGGACUGGAGUCAGAAAAAGAGGAAGAUUUUCAAGAUGUCCUUACCGAAGCACCAAAAUGGACACAAAAGUCUGUCGAGUCACAAAAGCCUAUCACAGCCAAGGGAGGCUCCAUGAUCGCCCAUAUCGUCAACAACCGAGCAAGUGCUGCUGUGCCAAAGCGACAAGAGCAUGAUACCGCUGCCGACAGUGAUAGUGAUGAUAUGCAGACGGUACUUGCAAAGGCAAGGAUGCAGAAGAAGCCGCAGCCGAAACCCAAAGCAAAGUUCGUGCCUGUUGUUGAAAACAAGAAGAACCCAUUCGACGGCCCACUGCCGUUCGCUAAACUUGAUUGGCGCUCUUCUGUGUUUGGAAAGAAGAAGACCGAGGUGGCCGGACCAAGCAAGAAAGCCGAGGUUACAGAUGAAGCUCCAGCUCCGAAGUACGAUGAAGAGGACGACAUGGCUGGUGGCUUUGAGAGAGAGUUAGUGGACGAGAAUGCACCCAAACCCCUACCGCCAUGGAUGGCAGAUGACACAGACAUCCGAGAGUCGCUUAAGAAGCAAAAGGAUGCAGAACGUGAGAUCAACAACGCAGACCGGCUGGCAGCUGAGGAGGACCAGAGACUUUAUCGCCGGAACAUGCAGGACCAGCUGAUUCAUAUUGACUCCUCAUCAGACGAUGACAGCGACAUUGAGGUUCUCGAGAAAGCUCCAUCACCCAAGACGUCUCAGAGAGAGACGAACUUUGUUGACGUUGACGAGCCUGAAGCCACCAAGAAAGCUUCACCCCAGUUUGAAAAGCCAGAACUUAUUUCAGAAAAGGCCCCAGAGGAAACCAUGGAGCCCCCAUCUCUUCCUGAAGUCGAAGUGCUUGCAGACCGUACUCUGGUGGACUCAACUAACCUUCCGGCGCAAGAAACAGGGGACGAAUCUGAGAAAUCAGAAUCACCUGAACCGGAAUUCGAGGAUGUGGUGCCUACCAAUGCCGUGACUGAAGUCGCGGCAGAAAAGAGUCCUACGCCCAUCUUCGAAGAGCUUCCUUCUAUCAGUGCGCCCUUAGUAAACGAAGGAGCCCAGGAGCCUGAUCUUGAAGAAGACGAUGGCCUCUUUGACGAUGUAGAGUAUGACGAAUUCAGCGAUCCUGGUGAUGAAGAGCUCUUGGCAUCGCUGGCCGAGGAAUCUGAAGAGCAUGCCCGUUUUGCUAGCGAGCUGAACAAUAAGACGGCUGAGCAGAACAAAGAGGACUAUGAAAGAGAACUGCGUGCUCUUCGAACUCAACAGAAGAAAGACCGCCGAGAUGCCGAUGAGGUGACCCAAGUCAUGAUCACAGAAUGCCAAGCUCUACUACGAUUAUUCGGCAUCCCUUACAUUACGGCUCCCAUGGAAGCUGAAGCACAAUGCGCCGAGUUGGUUAAGCUUGGGCUCGUCGAUGGCAUCGUGACGGAUGAUUCAGAUACCUUCUUAUUUGGCGGCACACGAGUCUACAAAAACAUGUUCAACAGCAACAAAUUUGUAGAGUGCUACCUAAUGAACGACAUUGAGAAUGAGUUAUCCUUGACCCGCGACCAACUUAUCUCGCUUGCUCAUUUGCUCGGUUCUGAUUAUACCGAAGGGCUACCCGGAGUAGGUCCAGUUACAGCAGUAGAGAUCCUCUCCGAGUUUCCUGGUAGAUCUGGGCUGGAGAACUUUCGUGAAUGGUGGAAAUCGGUGCAGUCACAAACACGGCCUAAGGAUGCCGAUGUUUCGACCCCCUUCCGCAAGAAGUUUCGCAAAUCACAGGGUACCAAGCUCUUUCUACCGCCGGGCUUCCCUAGUCCGGCUGUCUACGAUGCUUACCUCCACCCAGAGGUCGAUGACAGUAAUGAAAAUUUUCAAUGGGGUGUACCGGACGUGGAGGGACUACGGCAAUUUUUGAUGGCUACCAUUGGUUGGAGUAAGGAGCGUACAGACGAAGUACUUGUGCCAGUUAUCAAAGACAUGAACAAGCGAGACCGUGAAGGUACGCAGAGCAACAUUACCAGGUUCUUCGGAGGCAGUGUCGGAGUUGGAGCCAAGGAUGCGUUCGCACCGCGGCAGAGAGCCCAGGGUAGUAAACGCAUGGCGGCUGCGGUAGACCGUCUGCGAGCGAAUGUUGCAGGUGAAGAGCCACAGAGCUCUGCAAACGGUGGAGGGAAGAGAAAGAGGGGAUCGAGAAGGAACGCAACUAGGACAGCAGAAGACGAAGAUGACGAGCAGGAAGAGGAGCAAACUACAAGCAAGGGUCACGGUAAGAGAGCGAAGGCUUCAUAA
Molecule: messenger RNA, 3648 nt
Organism: Fusarium poae
Lineage: Eukaryota; Fungi; Ascomycota; Sordariomycetes; Hypocreales; Nectriaceae
Exons: 1
Coding region: 1-3648 (1215 amino acids)
Biological process (GO): nucleotide-excision repair
Cellular component (GO): nucleus
Molecular function (GO): DNA endonuclease activity; single-stranded DNA binding
Source: RefSeq, a predicted model, not a curated record